AUGCUCCUUCUGUUACCAUAUGAGUUGCAGAUGCAGAUUAUAGACCAUGCUUCUCCCAGAGAUUUACCUUCUCUAUCAUUAAGCUGUAAACAUCUUAGCGAAGCCUGUCGCGGACACCUCCGAGAACAUGACACGUACACGCGACGGCUAUCACAAGACUCUGGUUUCGCAACGCCCGCAAACGUUCGAUACCACAAAGCUGAUCAGGCGUUCAGCAUUGGUGCUCCACAGUUGUUGGUUGACAUCGCUCGAAGUCCCCGCCUGGCCCGGUAUGUAGAGGAGCUGGUACCCCACGAGUCGGACUUUCAGGACCGCCCAAAUAUACCCUGGGAACUUGGCCUCCAGUGGGCCAAACGGCUUCUUCAACAAUCACCUAUUCUCAUCGAGGAGGACGAAAUAUGCGAUUGGAUGCAUGCGGUGUCUAAUGGGGCUGGGGGAGCUACAUUAGGCCUGCUCCUCAGCCAGCUCACCGAGCUGAAGCGGAUGCAGUUAGAUGUAUGCGCGCAAGACCCAAUUACGCCCUAUGUCCCUCGGGCAGUGAGUAGACUAGCAGCAAGGUCACAGAAGGGACUCCUCGACCAGGCCUUGUCGGUAUUAGCGGAGGUGCGAAUUGAAUGCACGUCAUAUGAAGGUGAGGAUGAGGAUGAGUACGAGGAUGGAGGGAGUAGUGCAGGAAGUAGUCAGGACCAACGAGAGCAAAGGCCACAGGCAGUCCUGGCCGACGAUCAUUACCAGCAGAUCAUCCGCCUCUUGGCUGCGUUGGCUCGACUACCCGGUCUUCGGUAUCUGUCUGUGAUGGAUUAUUACUCACAGCCAGUGUGGCAGAAUGGCGGAAACACGAUCGCCGUUGAUUGGGACGAUGCUACGGACCCAGCCUAUCCUCUGCCGCUCCCAAAAUCAGAACUCGAGUCAAUGAUUGUCGAUCGUGGAAAUAUCUCCGGUCGAGCGUUGUCCCGAAUUAUUGAGGGAUGCUCUAACUUCAAGCAGUUCAAAUAUAUGGUCUUCCAUACACCAGAAGUAUUCGGGAUACGCUUCAACGGCGAGCUAUGCCAACCGCAUCUGCCGGACAUGACCGUGGAGGCGGUAUGCCUAGCUCUAUUAACGCACGCGAAGUCGACGUUACAACAUCUUCAUAUCGAAUUGAUGGAAUAUGGAUCAAUUUGCGGCUGUCGACAUGAGCCCUGUUGGGAUCUACAUAGUCCCUAUUUGUCUACUAACCCACACACGCCUCCCACGACGAACUGGAAGUGGAAUGAAUUCACCCAAUUGGAACGUCUUACCCUUGACAUCGAUUUAUUUAGCAAUCGUGAGGAUGGUGGGUGGCUGCCCUUCGCACAAACCCUCCCCGUCUCUAUUCAGGAUGUCGUGAUCCUCGCGUCUCGCUGUCCCCCUGAGGCGGAUCAGCGAGACUUUGAGAAUAUGUUUCGGGACUUUAAACCACAGGAGUUUCCAAGCCUCCGGUCUAUCAGCGCGUGGCAUCGGAACUCCUAUUAUGGCCUGGGCCACAAUGGAGCCCAGCACAUCUUGGCAGUCUAUUCACAAGCGCUUGACCGUGCGGGCAUCCCACCAAUGCAGACGAUGGAGUACAGCUUGGGGAGCGAGUAUUUCAGUCAGAGGCAGAAAGCUCAUCGACGCCAGUGGCAAAGGAUCCAGAUGAAUCAAUUUGGGAAGGAUGACUACUACCUAUAUGCGCUGCCGGAGAAGGAUCUAGUGGGAAAAGUAGUGUUUGGUGUGUAUCAUUCCAAGGGAGAUAUCCGAGCCAGAGAUGACGUCUAUAGCGGAGUCAUGAUUUGGAAAUCGUGGGACUAG
Molecule: messenger RNA, 1809 nt
Organism: Aspergillus caelatus
Lineage: Eukaryota; Fungi; Ascomycota; Eurotiomycetes; Eurotiales; Aspergillaceae
Product: putative GPI anchored protein
Exons: 1
Coding region: 1-1809 (602 amino acids)
Molecular function (GO): protein binding
Source: RefSeq, a predicted model, not a curated record